AUGUGGGGCCCGAGCCCUCCAAGGAAGGUCUAUCCCGUGCUGCUGGAUUUGAUCGCCGCGGCCGGGCGCACCGGACACGACGCGGAUCUCUUAGAACAUGCCAAGGAAUGUUUGACGUACUUGUUGAAAUACCGGGCUCGCUAUGUCAUCAACGAGUUGCCGAAAUACCUCAAGCAGUACACCAUGCUGCUGAAACAUCGCAAGAUCACAAUCCGGCACUUCGCGGCCGAGAGUUUGGCCCUGGUCUUCCGCCGCAUCCCGAGCUCCGGGAUGUCCCAGGCGGUGGCAGAGGUCUUCGACCUCCUGGUGGAUUCCAAGGUCCGCGACGACCAGGACUUGGCCGAUGGUGUCAGCAUUUUGUUGGCCAAGACAGUGAAAGGUGUGCAGAGGCAGUUCCGCAACAAGACCAAGGCGGUGCUGAAGCCUCUCUUCAAGGCUGCCCGCGGCGCCGGCGCCGCGCGUCUCCGGGCCGUCCGCAUGUCGGUGCUGCGCAUGCGGAACCACGCCAAAACCUUGGAUGACGCAGCGGAUGUGGUGGAGGCGAUGAUGACACACUUCAGGGCUGCCUGCACCAGGUAUGCGGAUGCAGCCCGUGGCGUGGAUCCGGACAGAAAUGGGAGAAGGGACCGAAGGGAAGAGGAGUCCAGCGAAAGUGAUGAAGAGCCUUGCAGCCAGGAGGAUCUCGCACGGGAGGUGCUGUUCUAUCUGGAUUUGGCCAUCUCCUGGGUCUAUGCCAAGCCGCGCCCCAAGGAUUGCCAUGGCGAGAGCUGGCAGGCCUUUGUGGCCGUCCUGCUGGAGUGCUUCUGUCAGCUCUUGCGCGCAGGAAAUUUGAAUGUGGAGGUAAGCGGCCCUACUUUUCCACCAGAAGCCAUGAAGGUCUCGGAGACCACCAAAAGGGCCUUCCUGCUGCUGUGGCGAGCGAUGCCUUCUAUUGUGGCACCACUCUGCACCGAGCCAGUGGCCCAUCUUCUGGCGCCGGACCCCGCGGCGCCCGAGGCGCUCAGCGUGGCGGCGGCGGCGCUGCUGCCGCCGCUGCGGCAGCUCGAGGAGACGCCGCUGCGAGGGCGGCUCAGUGCGGCCACGCAGUUUGCUUUCAGCGAGGGACAGGACUUGGAGCGCCUGAAGAGCGAACGCUGUACCUGCGCGGCGCAACUGCACAGCUGGGCGGCUGACGCGGACGUUGCCAACAUUUUGCUGCAGACAUUGGAAGCCAUGAGCCCCAGCAUGGAUGCAGCAGCUCUCUCGGGUGCCAUGGCGUGUGCAGGUGCCUUGCUGCGUAGCUCUACGUCGGAUCCCUGCCGGCUGGCGCGGCUGUUGCCCAAGGUGCCCCUGGGCGAGCGGCGCAAGGCCAUGCUGCUGGCGCGGCUCUAUGAGUGCGUGGCAUCCGCCCAGAAACAGGCACCUGCGGCGGCUCCACCCGGCGACAGCUGGCCCAGUUGGAGCCACGCAGCCGGCGCCUGGGACGCCUGGGCGAUCGCCUGGGCCCAGGCCGAAGCGGUGCCGGGGCCGCUCUUCGUGGCGCUGAGCCAUGCGCUGAGCGGCGCCAGGGACGGCUCAGCCAUCCUCCUGAUGCCGCACUGCUGGAAAGCUGCCCAGUCGAGUCAUGCGCAGCUACGCUUAGCCGCGCUCCGGGUGGCCAUGCUCAUGCCAAAGUCGGCCUUAGCCAAGCGAGUGAGACGACCAGGAGAUCCCAGUGAAUUGGAAGAUGUGGAGGUCCCAGAGGAUUCAGAGCUGCAGUUGCUUGAGCAAUGUGUGCAACUGGAGACCAUCCCGGCGGAUUUCCCCAACGAGCGCGGCCGCGCGGAGGCGCUGCGGCGCCUGGGAAGGCAGCUCUCUGGGCGCUCCUGGGCCUCGCAGCUGGCCACGCAGAUCGUGGCCAGUCAGUUCUCCGUGCGCCUCUCCACCCUGUGGCCGCCCACCAUGGAGGCCCUGCUCCAGGCCGGCACUGCCAAGCGGCUUGGCACUUCCGCGACAGCGGAGCCAGCGGAGGCGAAGCGGAAGAAGAGACGUCUCAGCAAGACCAAAUCGGUGGAAGUCGCAGAUGCAGAAGCUGCAGCUGCAAGCGAUGAUGUAGAGCCCAAGGAGAAAUUGGAAGAAGCCUUCAAACUUUUAGAUGAGGUGGAGGAGGUGGACUUGUCCCCGUUUCUGCUUCCGCCCAAGCUGCCGGAGCUCCCGGAUCCUUGGUGGUGGAGCGAGACCAUUUGGUCUGUGGCGACUGAGAUGAUCCUGGCGCAGGAACUGCGGGCGGCCAACAGCCAGGAGGGAACGGCUCCCACGGCGCAGAGGAGAAAACAUUUGGAUCCCUUAGAGGUGGAGGCAUGGGCGACGGAACUUUGGAAGAAGGAUGCCUGGAUGUCUGCUUUAGAUGAGGUCUGGAAAGGCGAAGGUGAAUGGGAGACUGGCAGCGUCGCCGCCUCCACCAUGCAUGCAAAAGCUUGGGAUUUGGCGACCAAACUCUUGCAGCGCUAUUGGAGCCAGGCAAGCCACUGCCCGCCCUGGCAGGUGCAGCUGAAGAGGCAUCACCAGGACUGGCUCAUGGCCAAGCUGCUACAUCACAUGUGCAGGCGUUACGAGGAGGGUCUUGGGGGCAAGAAGACCUAUGUCCCGAUGGUCCAUGCCUUGCAAUCGGUUGCAGAGAUACCCAAUGUGGAGCACUGCGCCAAGCCCUUGGUGAAGCUUUGCAUUCAUGGCUGUCUUCACUGGUUGAUGCUGGAAGAUAGCAAACUGCAACAGCUGGCCAUCUCAGUGCUAUCCAAGUGCAAGACGUCCUUUCCAUUCAUCUCCAGAUGCCAGGAGCCCUUGAAACGCCUUUGCGACGACGCCAGCUUCAGCACUGAGAUCCUCUCCCUGUCCUCCAAAGAGGUGACGGCGGAUCUGACGGCACGUGCGGAGCAGGGGAACCUGCUGUUUGAGAACAAGGACCAGCUGAUGCCUCUGGUGCUUCGGAUUUUGUUUUCCAAGGCCACCCGUAAGGGCAAGCAGUUGGACAAGCGCAGCAGCCAAUCCUCGCGCCGCAGCUCAGUCUUCGCCUAUUUGUCUGGCCUGGCCGAGGGCUCGACCGCACUGGCGGAGCUGUUUCUGGUGAUCCUGGGCUUCGUGAUGAUGGUUUGCUCCACCGACGACCUGGGGUCCCGCGUCAAAUCCAACCUCCGGCGAACGGGGCUGCUGCGGCAAGCCUUCACACAGGACCUCUCGAAGCCGGCAGUGUGGUGGAGCAAGUGCAGUCGAAGCGGUGCCACCCGCUGGGGUCGAAAAGACGGGGAACUUCCCAUUGGUUGGGUCUUCCCAUCCUCGACCGCUUCGGAAGCUUCACCGGCCUCAUGGGUGCUGCUUGAUGCGGAAGCGUCACCGCAACGCCUGCUGGGCGUGCUACAAAGCUUGGAGGAGGUGAUUCCACACAUGGCGAGCAAGUUGAUGGACAGCGCCUGGCCAGUGCGUUUGAUGCAGCUUGCCUGCAGCAUCUUGGAACGCGCUGGGCGCGUCACGCGGGCCAUGGAACGACACGAGCAGAUGCACAUCACCAGGCAAUGCCUGCGCUCUGCGAUCCUACGCUGCAAGGAGCUCCUGGAACAUUUCCCCGAGCAGCUCACUGCGCUGCUGGACGCCUUGAGCCCAGCGGCCGGCACCGUGACGUACCUCUUCCAGCGCUUGGCCGAGACCAGCGGCGCGGUGCAGACCUCCGCGGUGCUGCUGCUGGCGCGAAGCUGGGCCUCGGAGUCGCAGCUCUUUCGCUGCUUCGAGGCCUUUCCGGUCUUGCCAUGGAUCUUCCGAAUUCCUGCGGCCAACGCUGUGCGCGCCAUGAUCGCUGACACCGGACGAACGGGCAAUGUGGUACCCAUCGUAGCAGAAAUUGCGUUGCGCUUGUGCAGAGGGUCCUUCCUGGAAACCGCACGCAAGGCACGGCGCCAGUUCCGCGACGUGAAGCGUCAGCUGCGCAAGCGCCAGCGCGAAGGUGAGGAAAGCGACAGCGAGGAAGAGGUGAUGCCGGACAGACAGGCGCAGGACGCCGCAGUCCAGCACGGUAUCUCCAUCCUCCGGCCCCACGUGGACGUUUUGCUCUCCAGUCUCACAGAGCUAGUGCAGCAACGCCUGCGACUGAAGGGGGCCAAGGGCAAGCGCGUUCACGUGGCCACCCCCACGGAGCUGUCCGUCAUGGCAGAGGUGUCGGAGUGGUGUAGCGAUCCGAAGGUGGCACAACAGCUGCUGCAACUGCUGGUGACGGUGCUGGCCAAUAACAAGAAAGGUAUCUCUUCGGACAGCCAGCAGCUGGUGACCACCUGCAUCCGACGCUUGGUCUUCGUGGCGCUGCCCGGGGCGCUGGCACCAGAGGGCGAUGGUACCAGGAGGGGCCGAGGGGCCCGGUGUGGUCCCUGUUGCAAAUCUCAGGCCACCUUCGUCUCUGAUGCCGUGGCCAGGCUCUUGAGUCACGUGAAGGAUGUGGCGGUGCGAGCGCAGGUGGCAGACUUGUUGGUGGAAGUGGAAGCCAUCAAAAUUUACGACUUGGACAAAGACGCCCUGGAGGCGUACCUGAAGGACUCUCAUGACUGGCAGCCACCACCUGGUGAGAACUUCACUGCUUUACACGUGGCCCACUUGCUGAGUGGCCUCAACAAGCUGAAGCGGUCCGGUCUCCGCGAGCCUGAUGUUGAUUCCCAUGUGGACAUUCUCCAGGUGCUAGCCGACAGCUAUUUGGUAAACCAGGUGAUUCCAGCCAAGUUGCUGACCCCCUUGUUGCAGCACUGCCUGUUUCUCCUAAGCUGCGAAGGGGUGGAUCUGGGGGUACAGCGGGGGUCGGAGCGAGUGCUGUGCUGUUUCGCAGAUCGGCUGCAUGCGCAAGUCGCGGAGGAUUCUGCUGAUCGUCAGGAGCUGCUACACCAAACCUUCACCAUCACCAUCCAGGCGCUUCGUCGCAUGCUGAAGGCCCCCACAGAGGAGGUCUUCCGCACCGCCUUGCGGGUGCUGGCGCACUACUUGGCCGCCAAAGGAAGAAACGCCGCGGCAGUCUUUGGAUCCUCCCCGGAAGCGCUGCUGCACCAGGAUUUGUUGCCCCUACUGGCUUCGGUGAAGGGGGAUGAGGGAGGCGAUUUGUUUGCCAAUCUGCUUCACCUCCAAAAGCAUCGCAGGGGCCGUGGACUCUUAGCCCUCAGCAGGUUGGCGGAAUCCGGAUCUUUGACCUCCACGACCCUGACGCACUUCGUGUUGCCGCUGGCGUUGCAAGCGAUCCUUCAAUACGGAGCCUCUGCCGCUGCCUUUGAUCCCAACUAUGCCGAAACUGGGGUGAAAUGCCUUGGCGAAUGCAUGCGGGGAGUCUCCUGGUCCACCUGCUUGCAAACAGUGCGGCAGAUGGCCUUCCUUCUCUCCAAGUAUGACAAUCGUGAACGUUGGAUCGUGCGCGGCGCCUGUGAAUGCCUCCAGCGCUUUCCCUUGCCGCCCCAGGAGCUCCCGAGCCCGGAGCUGCUGGAAGGUUUCGGGGGAAUGAAGCUACCUGAGGUCUUGGAUGCCUUUCCAGAGAAGAGCCGCAAGGGAAAGGGGCGGAAAGGAAAGGGCAAAGGAAAGGGGAAGGGAAAAGGACGGAGCAAAGGGAAGGGCAAAGGAAAAGGCCGCAAGUGGAAGGGAAAGGGUAAAAGAGCCAGAAGCGAAGGGCGAGACAACUUUGAAAAGGAGGCGGCAGAUUUAGACUCCGAGGCCGAAGACAAAGCAGAUGAGAAAGAGGAAAAGGAAGACAAAGAGGACAAGGUGGAGCCCAUAGACCUUGAAGAGCCGGAGCCGGAGGAGGAAAACAACGAGCCUCCCAUGGAGAGCGUGCCGGAAACGGCCAACAGUGUGGUGAAAUCGCUGCGCAGCACAGUGCUUCCCAUCUUGCGAAAGAUGUGGCAAGACAAGGGGAGCAGCAAGUCUGGCAAGGGCGCCGAAGGAAAGGGAAGCACACAGAAAUCCACGGUUCGAAUUGCUGUGAUCAGUGUAAUGAUGCACUGCUUGAAACAUCUCCCCGCAGACGAUUUUGCAUCGGAGCUCCCACGGAUUCUGGGUUAUGUGGUGGUUGGCCUGAAGGAUCGCGAUUCCGAAAGCCGCCGUGCCUCCAGGCAGGCGCUGCAAAGCGUCAGCCUCUCCCUGGGCCCCGCCUGGUUGCCGUGGAUCAUCCGCGAGCUGCGCAGCCGCCUGAACCGGGGCUUCAUGGUCCCCGUGCGCGGCGCCGCCGUGCUGUCAGCCUUACAGGCCUUGACCGGCGACAACAGCUUGAAGAGUGGUGAUUUGGACUCCUCCCUCCAGGAGCUCUUGACGGAAUCCAUGGAGGAGUUGGAGCGGCAGAUGGCCUCCAAGGAGGCCGAGACAGGUGAGGAUACCUCGAUGUUGCGGCCGGGCCAAGUUCCAGAAGCUAAGAAGCCCAAGGGUCCAGAUUUCAUGCUGUUGGCCGGGCAGUUCGCAACGGCGCCAAAAGUCUUGGAACUGAUCUGGGCCUUGGAUCGGAAACUCACCGGUGAAAGCCUCCAAGCGGAUCAAAGCGAUAUGCUGCCGAGGGGUAUGGUCUUCUUGCGCAAGGUUGAAGAGUUGAUGACCCGCGCAUUGUCAGGGCUGUGUCUGAACUCCAGUUUCGGAUUUCCUGAACAGGUGUCGGCCUGUUCUGAGCUCUUGAAGGUGGUGCAAGAUCUACUUUCGGGCAAACAUCAGAAGCGCAGUUCCGGCAAAGAGGUUCCGGCUUUGAAACUGGGAUGGGAGGAUGUGCCACACCAACAUGUGAACGUCUUUUUGGAGCAUAAGCUGGUGCCCGCGGCCAAGGGACUGGCGGUGGCCAAACAUCGCCUGCAGGCGUUCCAGGUUCAGGAAGGGGCGGCCACGGGUCGUUCCGGAAGGGCCAGCGGACGCCAAGGUGUGGAUGAUUCGGCCCGCGCAGGGGCCCUUGGCGUUCUGGGCCUGCGGCUGCUGCGGCAUACCUUGCAAGGGAGCAAGAAGCAGGACGGUGAUGGUGGUGGUGGCAAUGCCUUGGAGGAGGUGGUUCCAGCAGUGGUGACCUGCUUCUCUUCGCGUCAAGAUCGACUAUUUGUGGCCUCGGCGAAGUGUUUAGGCCUGCUGCGCGGCUACUUCGACAGCCGGCCGGAAGUAUUGGGCCAAUAUGGCGCCAGCAUCGCUCACACCGUUCUGAAGACCUUCGAGAUCACAGCGAGCGCCCCCAGGCUGUCGCAACACUUGAGGGCCAAGGCCAAGACGCAUGGCGUCUCGGCGCUGUGCCAAUCCCUCGGUCUUGCGGGGGUGGGUGCCGAAGCCAUGUUAGCCACCAGCACCCGUCUGCUGGCGGCGCUGCUGAACCAUCGCACCUCUGCGGAGUGGUUCCGCGCCUUUGGGGACGAAGAGGCGGCGCCGCAGCAGCUGAAGGUCGUGAAGGAGGAGAAAGAGAAAGAAGUGAAGGGCCGCUCCAAGGCAAAGAAGGAAGAGUUGCGACAGGCCCUGCAGAAGAGCACCGUCUUCGAUGCCUUGGUGGGGCACAUCCAAAAUGCCUUGGACACGCCGUCGUUGCAGGCCGCGGCGCUGCAGCUCUUGAGGCGAGUGCUGCUGCGGAACCAGGUGUUGACGGCGGCGGUGUACCAGUGUAUUGAGCCACGGCAGCCACGGCCGUCGUUUCAAAAGCGCGGGAGGGACACCAUCGGCGAGAUUAUGAUCACCGGGUCGGACAAACGAACUUCACAGCAGUGCGCCCAAAUCUUUGUGGAUUUCAUGUUGGAUUAUCCACAUGAACAAAAGGCUCUUCAACAUCGCAUGAACCAUUUGCUGAAGAAUUUGGGCUAUGCUGAGGAGGGCGGUCGGCGAGUGGUGCUGCACUUCCCGGAAGCUCAGCUCAGCAGCUGGUCCUCGUUGAUCUUCGCCGCGGCCGCCGCGCGGCUCAGUGCCGAGACGGACGCCACGGCACACCAGCACCGUGGCCGAUGA
Cladocopium goreaui is the source of this 7923-nucleotide messenger RNA. NCBI's taxonomy places the organism in Eukaryota, Dinophyceae, Suessiales, Symbiodiniaceae. The record is from the annotation of a GenBank genome assembly.